GCACAUUGCCAAUCAUCCUUUCCCCUGUAUAGGAAACACCAUCAUUGCUCCCAACAAUCUUUUUCGACCUUAGAAAUCUAAGAUAUUCUCUCCCUUCCAUUUUGCCUUUUCCUUUCAAUUUCUUCUUCAUCAUCAUCAUGAAUUCAUCAUCUCCAGUUAUAUAAACCCUUUUCUUCUCUACAAACCCCAUUUUUCCAAUGGAUCCAUCUUCAACAAGCUCCGUCAAUGGAUUCUACACUUUCCUCACCCGUGGCUUAGAUGAUCUCGAACGAGUUUAUCUCUCUAAUAACUUCAUGUCAAUCCAAUUCCUUCAAAGGGUCCUUUCCCUUCUCAGAUCUUUCCAUUCCCAGCUACUUAUACUUGUUCAAAAACUUCAUCUCCCCGCUGGUGAUAAGUGGCUUGAUGAAUUCAUGGAUGAAAGUUCCAAGCUUUGGGAAGCUUGUCAUGUUCUUAAAACAGGGCUUUCCAGGAUGGAAACUUAUUACUCUUCUGGUUUCAACAUAAUUUCUUCUCUUGAUCAUAGACAUCUUAAUCCCCAGCUUUCCAUACAGGUUAUCAGGGCGAUUUCGAGGUGCAGGAGAGAAGCUAUGGGACUGGAGGAAGAAAACAGGGCGUUCAUGGAAACGAGAAUCCAACCACUCUCGUUGAAGUUGGAGGAGAAAGUUUCGAUGGAAUCGAAGCUGAAUGGGUUCAAUGGUUUCAGAGGAGUUCUAUACGCAAUGAGGAAUGUGAGCUCAUUGCUUCUGAUGAUGUUGCUCUACGGGUUGGUCCAUUGUUGGCAAGAGUCGAGCUUUUCAAGAGGCGGAAGCGAAGGGCGUUUGUUUUUCGGAUCGAGUUUGAUGAUAUCGACGGCGAGGUUUCAGCAGAGGGUGGCGGGUGAGAUAAACCAGAUGAAGGGGAAAGGUGGUAGGAUAUUGAUGUAUGAGUAUAGAAGAUCAAAGAUGGCAAUGGAGGAGGUGAGAGGGGAACUGGAGAGGAGAAUUGGUGAUGGCCAAGUGGUGGUGGAGUGGGAAACAGAGGUGGGGUUGAGGGAGAAAGUUGAGAACUUGAAAGGGUGUUUUGGGGUAUUGAGAUCUGGGGUUGACAAUAUUGUAGCCCAACUUGAUGAUUUCUUUGAUGAGAUCGUUGAAGGGAGGAAGACGCUUUUGGACUUUUGCAGUAACAGAUAGAUGGGGUAUAUAUAUAUAUAUAUAUAUAUAUAUAUUAAAUUAAAAUUCAUAUGUCGAAGGAAUUAGUUGUUGGCUGGGGGUGUAUUUUUUUAAAAAAAAUUACUUUCAU
Hibiscus syriacus is the source of this 1278-nucleotide messenger RNA. RefSeq lists its product as uncharacterized. The record is from RefSeq and is a predicted model, not a curated record. The transcript has 2 exons. Bases 198 to 1169 code for a protein of 323 amino acids. NCBI's taxonomy places the organism in Eukaryota, Viridiplantae, Streptophyta, Magnoliopsida, Malvales, Malvaceae.